Centruroides sculpturatus (bark scorpion) is the source of this 914-nucleotide messenger RNA. Its product is annotated as clavesin-2-like. The record is from RefSeq and is a predicted model, not a curated record. The transcript is spliced from 5 exons. Bases 1 to 840 code for a protein of 279 amino acids. NCBI's taxonomy places the organism in Eukaryota, Metazoa, Arthropoda, Arachnida, Scorpiones, Buthidae. Gene Ontology annotation, molecular function: phosphatidylinositol bisphosphate binding. Gene Ontology annotation, cellular component: membrane.
AUGGCACAGAAAGUAAUGGAACUUUUUAGUGAGGUCACUGCUGUUGUGCAUUCAUUAGUGAUGGAAAAUGAGCAAUUCAAGGGUAGAGUUGAAAGUCUCGAAAGAGCGGCCUCGGGUAGGUCGGUCCAGAAUGAACAAAACCUAAACUGUAGAACUGACGACAUAUUUCUUCUGAGUUUUCUACGAGCAAGAAAAUUCGACAGAGAAAAAGCAUUAAAAUUGUUGAAGAAUUAUUACUCGACCAGAAAGAAAUAUCCAAAUGUUUUUAAGAAUCUAAGACCAUCAGCGCUAGAAGAAUUUCUGCAAAUGAAUAUAUUCUCAUCUACAAGGUUCGACAACGACAAAGUUUUGGGUAUAGCAUUAACUAGCCGUUGCGAUCCAACGAAAGUGAGAAUAAUUGAUUUAAUAAAAUGCAAUAUAGUUUUGUUAGAUUUAGAACUAAAUGAUCAUCCGAUUCAAGUAAAUGGAUGUACUACAAUAAUAGAUUUUGAUACAUUUUCUUGGAAACAUAUGAUUCAGUUUACUCCUGGAAUAAUUCAAUUAUGUGUUUCUUGCACAUAUCAAUCAAUUCCGAUUCGGUACAAGACCAUUCAUUUUUUCAACUGCAAUAAAUAUGUGAGAAUACUUUAUGCAAUGUUUUCUCCGCUUCUACCUCGAAAAAUAAAAAAACGAAUUCGUUUGUAUGGUUCAGAUUUCACAGAACUUCACAAAGAAAUCGAUCCAAAAUAUCUUCCUGCAGAACUUGGUGGAAAGUUACCUUCGUUUGAUACUUCUGAAUUCAAUCAGCGAUUAAGAGACAACGAAGAACUUUUUAUAGAAAAUGAAAAAUAUUGGACUUAAGAGAAGAAUAUUUAGGAACAACGAAUAUAAAACCGAAAGAUUUUUGGUACAUACUUAAUGUAAUUUUUAUUAUA